CCUCCUGACAGUUGGACGAUCUUCAGCGUGUCAACAUUACAGAAAUGAGCAGCAGAAAGCGUCUAAACACGCUCACUACCGCGUGUGUCAGCGACCUCUUUACGUGAACACCUCGAGGAGCAGCGCAGACGGCCGGCUGGUGAGGAAAUGUAUCUUUAAUAAAGAACCUCAAUUAGCAGCAGCGGCGGCAGCAGGAGGAGGAAUAGGAGGAGUCCUGAAUCUGACAUGCUGAUAGAGGAGUAUCAACCCCACUGAUGGAAACCCAGAGUAAGAGCUCUUGGGACGAUGGCAGCGGCGGCGAGCGAGGACUGCUCCACUCUUGGAAGGGCUACUCUUACAGCGUCACCCCAGAGAGGCUGCUCCUCCCCCGGCCGGUCCUCCAGGUCGCUCUGGGUUCGCAGCAUGGCGUUCUCCUGGUGGAAGGGGGACAGGUGUACAGCUUCGGCGAGUUGCCGUGGAAGCAGAGUCAAGUGCCAGAGCCAGCCAAGCCGACCCUGGAGAGCGCACUCAGUGGGCAGCGGGUGGUCACAGUCGCAGCCGGAAGCUUUCACAGUGGGGCAGUGACGGAGGAUGGCGGCGUCCACAUGUGGGGGGAGAACAGUGCGGGACAGUGCGGCUUGUCGGGCCUUAGCACUGUUCCCAACCCGACUCCCGUCGCCCUGCAGGACUUGGACACUGUCACUGUCCCCCCGCAGACGGUGCCGGUGCUGGAGCUGGCUUGUGGGGAGAAGCACACCCUGGCUCUGUCGGUGCAGCGUGAGGUGUGGGCAUGGGGCAGCGGUUGCCAGCUGGGCCUCAACGCCGCCGUCUUCCCUGUGUGGAAGCCUCAGAAGGUGGAGCACCUGGCAGGCCGGUAUGUUUUACAGGUGGCCUGCGGGGCAUCUCACAGCCUUGCUCUGGUGCGCUGCCUGGGCUCUCACGAUGGCCACCGGCCUCAUGUGGACAAAUGUGGGAGGUGUAACGAACUGCUCUACACCAUGACAGACAAAGAGGACCACGUCAUCAUCUCUGACAGCCAUUACUGCCCGCUUGGCGUGGAGCUGACCGAGGAUGACGGCAAGCUGGAGGCUCCCAACCCAACCACAGGUCUCAAAACAUCCCCAUCAGAGCCUGUCCUCCCCUCCUACACCUCAAAGUCAGAGUCCCCGGCAGCGCCUACAGUCGCUGACCCCACCUCUGUCCCCUCCCAACCUCAGGCCUCUGAGGAAGGGGAAGCAUCUUUGGUUAAUGGCAUGCUCCAGGUCUCAGACUCAGACACCUCGGCUCUAUCUGGAGGUGAGAGUGGUGCUGUUGCUGGGGCCAAGAGCUCACCAUAUCCAGACGAGCAGGCCGUGAAGGACUACCUGAAGAAGCUGUCCAACAACACACAGACGGACACACAGGCAAGCGGAGGGCUGAACGCUCUGCUGCCCUCAACUGGAGGACUGAUCUCCUCCACCCCCACCUCGGCACUCAACAACCUGGUUGCCUCCUGCGCCUCUGCAGUGGGCGGGCGGGUGGCCUCCACCUACGAGGCCCUGUCCCUGAAAAAGAUGAUGAACUUCUACCUCCCCUCAGGGGCCUCGCGGUCAGGAGGAUCCCCUGGAGUGGUCGAUAACUCUGCUGAGCGUGUCCGCCAGGAGGACUCCAUGCAGGGGAAGAAGAGCUCCAGCACAGGGGACAUCCGUGAAGAGGAGGCAGAGGGUCUGCGGCGCCGCCUCUCACUGCCAGGGCUGCUCUCACAGGGUAGAUACGCUGUUCACCUCUUAUCCUCCUCCUAUGGCCUGCUGCUGUCACCGCGACUGCUAAGGAAAGCCGGUCGUCCCAAAAUGCGAGCGGUCGCCCUCACCCCGCUGGGAGGCGCCAUCCCCGAGGACCACGAGGUGCUGCCCACCCUGCAGACAGAGGUGUGGAGCUGGGGCCACGGCGAGCAUGGGCAGCUGGGACACGGAGACAACUUGGCCAGACUGCAGCCGCUCUGCAUCAAGAGUCUGAACAACAAGGAGGUGGUGCGGGUGGCGGCCGGCAAUCACCAUUCCCUCGCUCUGACGGCUCAGUCUCAGGUGUUUUCAUGGGGCAGUAACAGCUCUGGUCAGCUGGGACACAUGGAGUCACCGAGCACCGUCCCCCGCCUCGCCAAGCUGUCAGAGGGGAUCCGAGUGUGGGACGUGAGCGCGGGAGAGAGGCACACACUCCUGCUCGCAGACGGAGACUGCAUCCAGCCCAUCAUUUACUACAGCGGGCAGCAGGUGAAGGACGGCGAGGAGGAGGGGGGUAAUGAGAAGGAGCUCCAUCAGCAGGGAGGAGGAGAGGAGGAAGAGGAGGAGCAGGCGGGGGGCUACACCCAGCAGCCUGUUCUGCUGCCCUUCUGCAUGAACCUUGGUUAUGUGAGCAGUGUGUUCGCGGGUGGGCGGCGGUGCGUGGCACUCUCUGACAGGAAUGUGAUGGGCUUCAUCGCCAGCCUCCACGAGCUCGCGUCAGCUGAGAGGAGGUUUUACUGCAAGCUGUGUAACAUCAAGUCUCAGAUCUUACGCCCUCUGCUGGAGCUAGAGUCUCUGAGCUCAGCCUUCGGGCAGGUCAUCAUCGGCCUCCUGCAGACACUGGCGAGCAGGUUUGGCCGGCUGUGUCACCUGACUGGGCAGCACGCCACCAGCCUCACUGCUAGCCUGCAGCGUUGUCGUGAGGUCAAAAGCCUUCUCAUCUUGGAGCACACCAGUAUUUUCCUCGACUGUUACAACGAUUACUGCAGCGCCGUCGGAAACUUCCAGGUGAUGGGAGGCUUCCAGGCUCUGACCAAACCAUCCAUAGACUUGUUUGGGAAAAGUCCGGAGCUGCUCCAGAAGCUGUCAGAGUGCGGCGAGGAGAACCUCACCACGGCCGACCUCCUGGUGGUGCUCUUCUACCUCCCUUCACGCCACCUUCACGAAUACAGCCGGCUGCUGCUCAAACUGGCCACCUGCUUCGAAGUGGUAGGUGGAAGAAACACGAGCAGCAGCGCAUGUGACCUCAAAUGCUCCACUGAGUACCAGAAGCUUCAGGACAGCUGCUCCAAGUUUGAAGCUUCGGUCUUGCAACUGAAGCGAAAAAGAAAAGAGGCCGACUACACUGUUCACUUCUGGAAGAUCUUUCCUGGAAAAAUGACGGACUCUCUGCGGAAGCCUUACCGGCGGCUGAUCUGCGAGAGCAGCAACAAAGGUCUGACCCUGCAGAAUGCCGGCAGGUUCUCCGUCAACUGGUUCAUCCUGUUCAACGAUGUUUUGGUCCACGCACAGGGCGUGGCGCCUUGUAAAAAUCUUUUCUCCACCCAUCACAUCUUCCCUUUGGCCACGCUGUGGGUGGAGCCGAUCCCAGAGGAGGACACGGGCCUGUAUGGGUUAAAGGUGAUCACUCCUGAGGAGACGCUCACCCUCCUCGCCUCGUCUCCCAUGGAGAAGACCAAGUGGCUUCGCUCCAUCAACCAGGCGGUGGACCAGGCCCUGAGCGGAAAGGGACAGGACGUGGCGUCAGGCAGCUCGGUGCAGAAGUUGGAGCCUCCCAUCUCCAGAACGGCUUCGUACACGUUUUAUAAGGAAGGGCGACUGAAGGAUGCGACAUAUGAGGGUCGCUGGCUGUCAGGAAAGCCCAACGGCAGAGGUGUUUUGAAAUGGUCUGAUGGGAGAAUAUAUACUGGGGCAUUCAAGAAUGGACUAGAAGAUGGCUUUGGUGAGUUUGUGGCCCCCAAUAAGACGCUGAACAAGAACGACCACUAUCAAGGGUACUGGAAGGAUGGCAAGAUGCACGGCCUGGGGACAUACAGGUAUGCCAGCGGUGAAGUUUAUGACGGGUCCUUUCAGGAGGGCGUGCGGCACGGUCACGGCAUGCUGCGCAGUGGCAAACUGAACACCUCGUCCCCCAGCGUCUUCAUUGGUCAGUGGCUGCAGGACAAGAAGACCGGCUAUGGAGUCUUUGACGAUAUCACCAAAGGAGAGAAGUACAUGGGCAUGUGGCAGGACCACCAGCGGCAGGGCACCGGAGUGGUGGUCACCCAGUUUGGCCUGUACUAUGAAGGAGCUUUUAAAGACAACAAGAUGAUGGGCACUGGUGUCCUUCUGUCAGAGGACGACACGACGUACGAGGGCGAAUUCUCAGACGACUGGACCCUCAGUGGAAAGGGCGUGCUGACCAUGCCCAAUGGUGACUACCUGGAGGGCUCCUUCAAUGGCGAAUGGGGCUCUGGUCUCAAAGUGACGGGCUCCUACUUUAAACCACACCUGUUCGACACCGACAAGGACAAGACCCAAGCCAUCAGGAAGCUGGGUCAUCUGUGUGUGUGCGCCGAGAAUAAGUGGCCGGCGGUUUUCGAGGAGUGUUGGAGUCAGCUGGGCUGUGAGGCUCCGGGCCGAGGGGAGCCCGAAAAGGCCUGGGAGAACAUCGCUGUGGCCCUCACCACCAGCCAGCGACACAUCCUGGACAGUCCGGAGAUUUUGUCUCGAUCUCACAACAAAACGCUGGAGAGUCUGGAAGUCAUCCCGCAGCACGUAGGGCCGAUCACCAUGGACAGAUACAACGCCAUCCGCCUCUACCUAAUCAAGGCGUGUGACACUCCGCUGCACCCUCUGGGUCGGCUGCUGGAGACCCUGGUGGCGGUCUACAGGAUGACCUACGUGGGUGUUGGCGCCAACCGUCGGCUCCUGCAUCAGGCCGUCAGCGAGAUUAAAUCUUACCUCAACCGCAUCUUCCUGAUUGUCAGAUUUUUAUUCCCAGACUUGCCAGAAGAGGGCGGUCUAAUCCCAGAGCCGACCACCGACCUGCAGGAGAAGAAUGAGCCCGAUUCCACUGAUGCCAUGCCAGAGUCUCCCAAACCUGCCCGCGUGGUGAGCAGCUCGGCUCUGCUGCUUCCUGUCCUUCUGCCCCGCCUCUACCCGCCGCUCUUCACCCUCUACGCCCUGGACAAGGAGAGAGAGGACGACGUGUACUGGGAGUGCGUCCUGCGCCUCAACAAGCAGCCCGACCUCGCCCUGCUCGCCUUCCUGGGCGUCCAGCAAAAGUUUUGGCCCGUUUCCAUCCCAACAUCUUUGCCUGCGCCUGGCGAGAAGCAACAGGUCAUCUCCAGCACCAAAGACGCCUGCUUUGCUUCUGCAGUGGAAACACUACAGCAGAUCAGCACAACUUUCACGCCAUCAGACAAGCUGCAGGUGAUCCAGCUCACUUUCGAGGAGAUCACACAGGAGGUCCAGGCGCUUCUGAAGCAGGACUUCCUGUGGUCCAUGGACGACCUCUUCCCUGUCUUCCUCUAUGUGGUACUACGAGCGCGUAUCAGGAACCUCGGUUCUGAGGUCAGUCUGAUCGAAGACCUGAUGGACCCCUGCGUCCAGCAUGGAGAACACGGCAUCAUGUUCACCACCCUCAAGGCCUGCUACUACCAGAUCCAGCAUGAGAAGGUCACUUAAGACGAGACUGCUGCUACGUCCUCGGUGACCUUCAUGCUGCUGCUUUUCCACUCCCCUCCUCUCAGCUCCAGUAGCCGGGCAUGAGUAUGACUGACAGGGAGGAGGAGGGGUCAUAAGAACAGGUCGUCGAAUGCUGCUUGGACACAUCCCGUCACAGACCCUCCCUCCCUGAAACACUCAUCAUCCACAGGUGAUGAAGGUAGAAAUGUGGCCGUGAUUACAGACGCGAGCACAGUCGCACCAUCCAUGUGGGUGGAGUUGGGGAAUAAAGAUGACUUAAAUUACUUAUUAGUUAGUUAGUUAUUAAAUCACCUUUAGCAGGGAGGGAGUGCAAAGUUUGUCUGUGGGAUACCGGACUUCAUUUUUUUCUCCUUAAAAUUUUUAAUGUUAAAAAAAAACAGUAAAUCUGGAAACAUGAAUUAUUUUCAGUGAAAGCUACAUGAAGAGGAAGUAACUCCAUAAACUGUGGAUUCAUGAACUUUAUAAUCUGAGAUGGAUGGCUACGGUUAGUGGCUGUUAUGCACUGCAGGGGGGGAGACGGUCCUGAAGGAAGUUUUUUUUUUUUGCAAGUAAAACUGACACUCGUUCAAAGUUUCUUUGGAGAGGAUUUAUCUGGGCGAGCUGACAGCCCCUUUUCAUACUGUAUUUAAAGAAAGAACGUGUUACAGCAUCAGUGAACGGACCUGAAUCUAAACAGUUGCUUAUAAAGAUUUUUUUUAUUUCUUCAUUUGAAGCGCAAGCUUCAGCCGGAUUGUUGACUUGAAAGCAUACUCACAUGUCCUCUGAACAUAACCUCAGACUGUUACAUUUAAAAUGUGUAUCCUUCCUCUGGCCUCUAGUGCAUACAUUAUUUUGGUGUCUGUUUUUUGGGGGAUAUCAGCUGUAGAGAUGCUCAACUUGUGGUGUUCAAAGCAGCAAAGCAAAUGCGUUUAAAUAUCUUGUAAGUAAGACUGAAAAACCUUUUGUUUCACCUCACAUCACUGUCACUCACAGCAGCUGCUGACUUGAUGAGGAUUUAGUUGCUUUUCAUGCCAUUUAAAAGUGGUAUCUAAGGUAAAAUCAAAAGCGACUUCACCACCACUUUGGAGUCUUUGGCUCAAUUACAGAAGCAAAUUUGCGAUCGUGUGGGUCUUUACCUAUCUGUGAUCUGAAAAGACCUGAACUCAUUUUCUAACAUAUCAUCAAAACAGAUCCUGAAAAGACAUUCUGGAAAAAGCUUAAUUUACUUCCUGCUGCUAACACCAGCAUGUUACUGGUUACAGAGCCGUCACUUUAAUAGUCUACACAGCAGGUUCUGUUAACAUUAACGAGGCUUCAGAAAUUAUGUCUAAAUUUAGAAAUCAUGAUCUGGGUAUUUUAAUAAAAUGGUGGAAACAUUUUCUUUGACCACCUACAGACCAAACAAGCUAACAUCAGAGCUCAGCCAAGCGGCUGCCGUCCAUGUUCAUGUCCUGUCAUAUGAUGCUUCUUUCUGCACAGGGAUCCAUUUCCAGGUGUACUGGGAGCAGUGGUGGUUGGAAGAACGAACAUAGUUCCUGUAGUCUAGAAAUUAGUUUUCAAGACUUCUUAAUGCCUUGAGCACCACAAGGCGUACAGUGCCACCUGGUUUGUUUUAUGUUCAUAAGAUUAAAGAGAAGACUUACCUUUAGAGGAAACAAUAAAAAACAACCAGCCCUGCAGGGCAGAGGAAAAAUAUGUAUUUAAUGUUUGUUUUUUUUAAGAUGAGCUAUUCAUUAUUCAGUACACAGAAAUGUCUUUUCAUUGACAGCAUUUUGCAGGAGGUGUCUUUGGUUUGUAUUUCUGAGCCCAGUGUUCGCAGGACAGUCUUACAGCUCUGCAAGGUGGUGGUAGGAGGUGGAAAUUUGGCGCUUUUGGAGAACCUGUGUUGCUCUUUAUUACAGUCUUAUUACACACGAAUAAAAAAUAACAAUUCAAAUCUUUAAUCUUAGGAGUUGAGGACAAGAUGUGAGUUUUUUUAAAAUGUUAUUCCCAAAAAAGCAGAAAAUUCCUUCUGCUUUUUAGACAUAAGUUUCGUUUUUUUGUUUUUUUUUUACAGUACAAUGACAGUGACGUUGUACAAUUCACUUAUGUUGUAUUAACGCUACCUGACGGCUUGUUUCCACCUGAGAAGCUUUCUCGUUCAUCACUGCUUCAUUUUGAGCUACUAGCCAUCCACUUCCUCGCUCUGUGGUUACACUUUUUAGCUUUAUGCAAAUUUGUUGUUAUACAAUUGUUUGUAGAAAUCGUCCUUUAGCAGUAUGCAGAGACGUUUGACUUGUAUGCUGCAGGAAGCUGCAAAUAUCCUGACAGUGUUUCUAUUAAUCAUGUGGAGGCAGGUCACACAGCCAAGGAAGGAAACUAACCACCAGCUAAAGGUCUAAACCUCACUGAUCUGCAAAAUAAUCAAUGCAAGCGGUCCAAUGUGAAUUCUGAUUUAAUCACAAGAAGGACAGAAAUGUGUAUUUUGCCUUUUGCGAGUGAUGUCUGAGCCGAGAGGCAAGCUGCUUUAACGUUGCUGUUAUAGAUAUAAUAGAGUUCAAAGCUUCACACCAUCUGCUAAUGUUGCUCCCCCCCCAAAACCAUCAGGCACUGUUGCUUACUUGUGAUCUGCGUCACACAUGCCACUUUAAAAAGGGAUUAAGAGGGGAUUCUUCCUUUUGUUGCUGUUCAUGCCCUGGUCUGAUAGUUUCGACAAUAGAAAUAGCAGCGGAUCAGAGGUAAAGCCGCUGCUCUCGCCCUGCAGGAUAUUCGAAAAUCAAGCAGAAAAUUGUUUGUCAGAGGUUGUAAAAUUUAAACCUCAUGGGAACUUCUUAUACUGUUGAACCUAAACUGAUAUGUGAUGAUGUUGCUGCUUGUAUCUGAGGUGAAGUGGUGUCCUCACACGUGCAGUAAAAAUCAUUUUAUAAUCUUCCGUCUGUGUUCAUGAGCCCAAAUGUGCCCGAUCCUCGUGGAAAUGAAGCAGUAUUGUCUUUUUUUCGAGUUCACCGAGUUCAUCCCUAGAAUGCAUCCUACACACUUUAGCCUUUGGGUUUAACAUUUAUUUGAUGUUUAAGCCAGGCUCUCUUCUUAUUUCACUGACUAGAGAAGGCGCCCUCGGGUGUUCUUCAGCAUCAUCUCUUGUAUAUUUUAUUCAGCUUAAAUUUGAAGGCUGACAUGAUUCACUGCUGCCCAUGAAAACAGUUUUUUCUGACAGCGAUGCGGCUGACUUUGAAACCAGAUUACUGAUGUAGUGGUUGUUCACACACUGACUGACUUUAUUUAGUCCAGACUGAGUGGAGUAUUUUUGUGCUAAGUGUAAACUGAAGGAAGCGCUGAUAUUUUAAACCCUGCAACUGGUUACCAAAUGCACCAACGGCUGUUUUGUCAACGGGCCCACCUGUGUCUUUUGCACAAUGUCAAACGUGUUGUACUUUUAGUUGAUAACAAAGGGCAAUAAAAUCAUUUUGGUGGAAAUCCA
Messenger RNA from Neolamprologus brichardi, 8865 nucleotides. RefSeq names its product alsin Rho guanine nucleotide exchange factor ALS2 b (gene als2b). Lineage: Eukaryota; Metazoa; Chordata; Actinopteri; Cichliformes; Cichlidae. Gene Ontology annotation, cellular component: dendrite; centrosome; cytoplasm. The record is from RefSeq and is a predicted model, not a curated record. Gene Ontology annotation, biological process: regulation of GTPase activity; endosomal transport. Gene Ontology annotation, molecular function: guanyl-nucleotide exchange factor activity; small GTPase binding.